AUGAAGCAACGCGAACUGUGGCUGCUGAUCGCCUUUACCUUGGUGGUUCGCGGGGGCGUGCUGCGGGCGAGCUUCGACAGCUUACAGGCCGAUCCCGAUGCCUACCGCGAACUCGCGCGAAACAUCAUCGAGCACGGCACGCUCGGCACCGGCGAGCAACCCUCGGCCUAUCGCCCUCCGCUGUACCCAAUUCUGCUGGUGCCCUGCAUUGCUCUCCAGGGCAGCGAUCCACUGGGGAUUGCCUUACUUCACGUUCUCUUGGGAACCGGCACCGUCGCACUGACCUGGGCCAUUGGUGAUCGUUGGGGUCUGGGACGAUGGCGGUUACUGGCCGCCGUGCUCGUCGCGGUCGAUCCGAUCCUACUGCGGCAAUCGACCCUGGUAAUGACCGAAACGCUGGCCACCUUCGCCACCACGUUGGCUAUCUUUCUGCUGACGACCACUCGUGGCGAACGCUUCUCGGCAGCACGCCUGUUUGCCGGCGGAUGCGCAAUCGGUGUGGCCACACUCACCCGGCCGACUUUUCUCCUCUGGGCCGCCUUCGGAGUCGCCGCUGUACUCGCGGCCGUCUUUUUCCAACAAGGAAGUCUUCAGCAGCGGCUCAAGCAGCAGAUCGCUCGGGCAACACUCAUCACCGCUGGUGUCGUCCUGCUACUGGCUCCUUGGGUCGCCCGCAACAUGGCCGCGUUCGGCGCCCCGGUGCUGGCAACCACCCACGGAGGUUUCACUCUUCUGCUGGCAAACAACCCUUCGUUCUACGCCUACCUGCGAGAAGCACCCAGUGGCGAAGUGUGGGAUGCCACCGCUUUCAACGAAGAGCAAGCCGCACGACUGCAGCGACGUUCACCAGCCGAGGAACUCGAGAGCAACCGCACCGCCUAUCAGCAAGCAUGGCAGCACAUCGAAGCAGAACCUGCCAUGUUCGUGCGAGCCUGCUUCGUGGGAGUCGGCCGCUUCUGGGGGCUGGUUCCGCAUCGGGUUGUGGAACGCGAAUCAUCAUUGCGCCGCAGCGUACGUUAUGUCAUUGGGGUUUGGCACUUUGGUGUCUUUGUUCUAGCGGUGAUAGGCGCCGUGCAUUGGCGGCAACGCCUGGUCGUGUUGCCCUGGGUGUGGGCCACGCUGUUGGUGCUGUCGCUAUCGCUGGUGCAUGCCUGCUACUGGAGCAAUCUCCGCAUGCGGGCUCCGUUGGUCCCGGUGGUCUCUCUUUACGAACAAGGCGUACGUCCGUCCCGUUCGGGAUUGGUGUGUGCCGGCAAGGAUGCCCUUCUGCUAACACGUCACUUCGCAAAUCCGCAGCGACUACCUUCGCGCGCGAAAUCGAUGGUGCGCGCCUUGUGGUUGGCUGCGCUGAUGACUGUUGUGGUACUAACCACAUGCAGGCAAUCGGCGGCGGUAGACGUCGAAUUGCCGACAGCCAAUCUGCGCGGUCCCAUCAACAUCGAUGCGCAAAGCGCGAAUCGGUGGUGGCAAGGUGCGUACGAGAUUUGGCUGCUGCGGGGAGAUUGCGUCAUCUCCCAGGGCCGUUCGUUCGCCAAAAGCGAUGAGGCCGUGGUCUGGAUCGAGCGCGAUGUCGAAGGCUCGGGCACCUCGAAGCUAAUUGUCUAUCUCGAAGGCAGCGCAGAACUAGUCGUCGAAACCCCGCAGGGUCCCAACCAGUUCACCGAUCACACCUGGUUCGGGCGCUUCUAUUCCGAUCAACCGGUUCAGGUUCGUGUGCCCAACCCUGGGGCCGAACCCAAGAUCAAACCACCCGUCUACGAGGCGGCCCUCGCUCGCCGCGAUCCCUAUCAUCGCGCGGCGGUGCAGCGCACGCAGUUUACGCAAUUCGAUGCAGACACCCCGGAAGUCGAUCCGAUGCCCCCGGGCGCGCGACGCUUGCGGGCGUUCCCGCGCAGCAAUGUGCCGGUGAAUGUGCGCUGGUUCCCCAGCCCCUCGGGCAAAGAGUGGGUGGCCGUCAUCGAUUCGGGUGUGAACCUCAUCAUCGACGGUGUCGAUGAAAUUGGCUCUGUCGAUAUUCUCACCGACCGCAUGGUGAUUUGGACCGCCGGGCUCGAACAGCCCGACCUCUCGGGCCAAUCGCUGCAGGGCGACGAAACGCCCAUCGAGCUUUACCUCGAGGGCAACAUCGUCUUCCGCCAGGGCGAGCGAAUCGUGCAUGCCCAGCGGAUGUACUACAACGUGAAUCGCGAAGUCGGCACGGUGCUCGACGCCGAGAUCUUAACGCCAGUGCCAGCUUACGAAGGCCUGCUGCGCUUGAAGGCCGACGUGGUCCAGCAGACGGGGCCCGGCCACUUCUAUGCCGAACGAGGCUUUCUCACCACCAGCCGCUUCGGAGCACCACGCUAUCGCUUGCAAUCGCAGCAGAUUUUCUUCGACGACACGCAGGUUCCAGUAAUCGACCCCAUGACCGGCGCCCCGGCCUUCGACCCUGCCACCGGAGAGCCGCUGGUCGAGCACGAGCGGUUGGCCACGGCCAAGAACAACUUCCUGUUCCUAGGUCCGGUCCCCGUGUUCUACUGGCCGCGAUUCGCCACCGAUGUGAGCGACCCCUCAUUCUUCAUCCAACGGGCGGCCAUUAAGAACGACCAGAUCUUUGGUACCCAGGUGCUAAUAGACUGGAACGCGUAUCAACUCUUUGGCAUCGAGAAUCGGCCCGAGGGCACCGAAUGGGAUUUCAGCACCGAUUACCUCAGCGAUCGUGGACCCGCGGGCGGAACCUCGUUCCGCUACAACCGCGCGGGCACCUUCUUCGAUAGCCCCACCACGUAUGCCGGGUUCCUCGAUGCCUGGGCCAUCCAAGAUCACGGCGACGACAAUCUGGGUGCGGGGCGAAUGGAUAUCCCGCCGGAUAAAGACUUCCGCUAUCGCUUGCUGUGGCGGCAUCGCGAGUACUUUGUCAACUCGAUGCGGCUCACCGCCGAGGUGGGCUGGAUCAGCGACCGCAACUUCCUCGAACAAUACUUCGAGAACGAGUGGGACGACUUUAAAGACGAAAGCACCGGCAUUGAACUGAAGCAGCUCCGCGACAUUCGAUCUUGGAGUAUCACGACCGAUGUCCGUCUGAACGACUUCGUCACCACAACGGAGUGGUUGCCACGGGGCGACUACUUCCAACUGGGGCAGUCGUUGUUCGGCGAUCGGCUCACCUGGUUCCAACACUCGUCGGCCGGCUAUGCUCGUUACCGAACGGCCAGCUUCCCCGACAACCCAACCCUCGCCGCCGACUUCGUACCGCUCCCGUGGGACGUCACGGCCGCUGGCGAACGUUUGGCAACCCGCCACGGUCUCGAAUUGCCAGUGCCACUGGGACCGACCAAGUUUGUUCCCUAUGUUGUGGGCGAGCUUGCUCACUGGGGUGAAGACAUCUCGGGGAACGACCUGCAACGCGCCUACGGUGCGGCAGGUCUGAGGGCCAGUUUGCCCAUGUGGAAUGCGUACCCGAUGGUUGAAAGCCCGCUGUUCAACGUGCACGGGCUGGCCCACAAGGUGGUGUUUGGCGCCGACUUUACCUAUGCAGACGCGAACCAAGAUCUGACCGAUCUUCAAUUGUACGAUGCGAUCGACGACGACAAUAUCGAGGCGUUCACCCGUCGGUUCACGAGCUUCGAUUUCGGCGGAACCCUCCCGCCGGAGUUCGACCCCCGGUUUUACGCCCUGCGCUAUGGCAUCGCCAAUUACGUCACUUCGCCCACGACCGAAAUCGCCGACGAUCUGACAACCCUGCGGCUCGAUGUCGAGCAGCGUUGGCAAACCAAGCGCGGAAUGCCAGGGCAACGGAGAAUCAUUGAUUGGAUCGUCUUCGAUACGGGAGCCGUGAUCUUCCCGGAUGCAGCCCGCGACAACUUCAACGAAGAUGUCGGGCUGGUGCACUACGACUUCCGUUGGCACGUGGGCGACAAGCUCACCUUGCUCUCCGAUGGUAUCUUCGACUUCUUCCCCGAUGGGCAGAAGAUUACCACCGUGGGUGGCUAUUUGAAUCGGCCGCCUCGCGGAGCCAUCAGCCUGCAGUUCCGCUUGCUCGACGGACCAAUCACCAGUACGGCAUUGAUUGCCAGCUACAGCUAUUUGAUGAGCCCCAAGUGGAUUUCCACCGUGGGGGCGAUGGUCGACUUCGAGAACGACGUCCAGACGGAAAGCCUCACCAUCACCCGUAUUGGCGAGUCUCUGCUGGUGAGCGCGGGCAUCACGGGCAACUCGACCAAAGAUGUCGUGGGCGUGAACUUCACGAUCGAGCCGCGCUUCUUCCCGAGUUCACGAAUUCGCGGAGCCGGCGGCGCUCAGAUCCCACCCGCAGGUGCAUUCGGCCUGGAGUAA
This is a messenger RNA of Cladocopium goreaui, 4314 nucleotides long. The record is from the annotation of a GenBank genome assembly. NCBI's taxonomy places the organism in Eukaryota, Dinophyceae, Suessiales, Symbiodiniaceae.